AUGGCUACCAAAACAGUUUUAGUGAUUGGAGGAACUGGUGCACAAGGUGUGCCCAUUGUACAAGAACUCGACCAACAUGGCUACUAUGUGCGCGUGCUCACUCGUGAUCCCGAGUCUGAACAUUCGCAGAGGCUGCGAAACGUCGCACCAAACGUCCAAUACGUGACUGGCACACCUACUGACGAGGAUGCACUGCGUUCCGCCUUUGCGGGAGUGGACUACGCCUUUGUCAACCUAAACAGUUUCGCCCUCGGUAUCAAGAACGAGAUAUACUGGGGCAUAAGGACAUUUGAGAUUGCAGUGCAAAGCGGUGUGAAGCACUAUAUCUGGUCAUCACUCGACAAUUAUGCGCUGGAGACCAACUAUGAUGAUGACCUGCGCUGUGGUCACUACUACGGUAAAGGACAUGUCAAGCAAUGGAUGUCAGCAUUGCCACAGAGCCCUAUGAAGUGGUCUGUUGUCUGCACUGGGCCUUACAUUGAGCAACUUUGGUACUUUCAGCAUCCUAAGAAGUCAGAUUCAGGCGUGUACGACUUUCGCCUACCGAUUGAUGAUGGAGUUAUUCCAUACGUAUGCCUGGAUGAUAUGGGUUAUUAUGUACGAUGGAUAUAUGAGCAUCCGGAAAGAUCUGCGGGACUCAACCUAGACAUUGGGGUUGAAGAUGUCUCACUGGAGCAAAUAGCCAAAGCCUUUACCGAUGCCACUGGCAAACCUGCAAAAGCAACUAAUCUCACUAUUGAACAGUGGACACAAGAGACUGGCUUAUCGGAGGAGGAUAUGGAGCACAAAAUAGGGACUUCAACGGCACCAGGUGAUCCGUCCCUGCUAACUUUCCGCCAAAACUUUUCCGCAUGGUGGAGAAUUUACCAGAACUGCGGGACUAAGCUUGGACUCUGCAAGAGGGACUACAAACUCUUGGAUGAGAUUUAUCCAGGAAGGAUUAGAAGUUUGAAGCAGUGGAUGGAGAGAGUGGGAUAUGAUGGUGAUGCUACGCGUACCUUUGAGGCCGGCAUACCAUGGGGCAUGUAA
This is a messenger RNA of Trichoderma breve, 1029 nucleotides long. Its product is annotated as nmrA-like family domain-containing protein. The record is from RefSeq and is a predicted model, not a curated record. NCBI's taxonomy places the organism in Eukaryota, Fungi, Ascomycota, Sordariomycetes, Hypocreales, Hypocreaceae. The coding region runs from base 1 to 1029 and encodes 342 amino acids. The transcript has 2 exons.